Messenger RNA from Cladocopium goreaui, 3635 nucleotides. NCBI's taxonomy places the organism in Eukaryota, Dinophyceae, Suessiales, Symbiodiniaceae. The record is from the annotation of a GenBank genome assembly.
GUAUCGGGUCAGCCUGGGUUUACUGAGGAGGAUUACGAUAGGAGAGCGUACUUCAAAGAGAAGGCAUUCGGAUCGAUCGCGGGACAGGAGGAGAGGGAGCGAUUUAGCCCAAAGCAAGAGGAGAGAACACCCCCUCAUAGUGAAGGGUUAGAAAAGGAGCCUGAAAAGAAGGAGAUCAAGGAGGAGCAGCCUCCGGAUAAGAAGUCCGGUUGGGUUCCUCAGCUGCGAGGAAAAGACGGCCCUUCGGCGCCUCCUCCUCCUCCACCCAAGGGGAGUAAGGAGGUGAUCCUGAAAGGGGCUAGCUCUUCAGCUCGGGUGCCCGAGCCUCCUUCUCCUCCCCGCUCUGCGGAGUAUAAGGAGAAGAGAGAGGACUUAGGUGAGGAAGCAAAGGGCGCUCCUUCCCAGCCCUCUUCAAAGGGUAAAGGUAAAGGGAAGCACCUUGGGAAAAACCAGAAAGGUUACUACAAAGGUAAAGGCUGGUCUUAUUGGGGCCAACAGCCCUGGAAUUGGGGCUGGGAUUCCUCUUGGGAUUAUCAAUACUCAAGUGAGGGAUCAAAGCCCAAGAAAAACAAGGGGAAAGCUCGGGAUCAAUUCAUUGGUAAGAAGAUUGAAGAAAGGCGAGCCAAGGCAAAAGCCAAGGGCGGCGGUAAGCCAAAGGAGGCGGACGAGAAGGAGGAAAGUGACAGCUCGUCGGUUACUGCUCCUCCUCCGCGCAGUGAAGAUCUCCCUCCGCCCGGUACUGUAAUAGCGGAGUCUACGGAGGGAGCAUCGGGUGCAGACCAAGUUGCGCCUGAGCGAGUUGAAAACUGGGCGGAUGCCACCGAAGCUUCGACGCCCGGCUGCAGUAAUACAGGUGCGUCAUGGGUAGAAGUGGAAACCCUGUCAGAGGAAGAUCUGAAGGUGGGUCAAAAAGUCCUGAUGAAAAUUUGGUACGGAGGAGAGGAGGGUCUGAUUCAUGGAACUGUGAAGGAGAAUACAACGGACUCCGAAGGGCGGUGGGUAGGACUGGCAGUGCUGGGAACGCAAGUGCACCAGUUGCGGAGCUUCCUCAUAACCAGUCCUCCACCGGCACCUCUCCUGUACCUCUCAAAGAUCAAGAGCUCUCCCGAGCAGAGACUUACUACCCCAGGUAUAGGUUACUUACUCUCGUAUCGAGAAGUGACCAGUGCAGAUCGCCUACCAUGGAUGGACAACUGCGCCGAUCAAGAGAGAGGGGUAGACGAGAACGAAGACCUACGUCGAGCUGCUCGAGGUCUGGGACUACCAGCUCCUACAGCAGGAGCCCCUCCCCCAGAUCUGGGUAUGGGAGGGGAGCUGGGAGAAGCGCAACAAGUCCCAAAGGCCAAAAAGUUGAAAGGCAAACAGAAGGUAAAAAAGAUGGUGGAGGCUUCUCGAUGGAGCUGCAAGGAUACCCCUCUGGAUCCCGGCUACAAGAAGCCAAUAAAAUUGAAGGUAAAAAGAAAGGGGAGCAGUUCGAGCAGUCCCAGCACGGAAGGAUCAAGUUCCAAUGGAACUUCCGAGGAAGGACUGGGUACCGAACAUCGCCUACGGGUGAUCGCAAAACGGCUCCCGGGGUAUCUUUGCCGAGCUUCAGCGAAAGAAGCAAAGAAGAAUUUGGCCGAAGCCACUGGAGAAGCUCCUCAGAGCCUAAAGAUCUUCCAUCGCUACUACCGCCAGGUCGUGGCACCCCGCGGAGGGUCGAAAGGCCUCCAACGGGAGAUGGUUACCCUCUCAGUGUUGCUGGAUACACUGAUAGAGGGGGAUGUGUUGAAAGCGGCCGAUCUCGCCGCUCAACGCUUGAAGAGCUUGGAGCUCAUGCAGCAAGGGUCGGAUCCGAACCUAGCCCAACAGAUCGAGCUCAUACCCCGAGAUCACCUGGGUAUGGUAGCCGACAGCGAAGCCCGGUAUGCCCAGAAACAAUUUACGGCCGAGACAAGGCUGCAGAGGCAAAGGAGUUGCCGAAGCCAGCAAGGUGGUACCUCCGCAGAGCUGAUCUGCAUCAGUGAUGAGGAGGAUCCUCCAAGUCUGGCGGAGAUAGAUGAGCUCAUUAUGCAAGGCAUGAUGGCAGCUCAGUCACAGUUGGCCGAAACCGGCCUUCCAAUAGUGAAGGAGUCGAGCUUCUUAUCGCCUGCGUCACAGAUACAAGGCAACAAUGAACAGCCCCCCGUGAAGGUUUCGCUUCUCGAGGAUCCGAGCCAUGGCGCAGCGUCGGGUGGCGAUGCUGAUGCAGCGGCGUCGGAGACUGGGAAGGCAAUUGGGCCACGGGUUGCUUCCCUGAGUGGGUUAGCUAGACAGGUUUGUAAUCACCUCCCCAAAGUCCUGGGCAAUUUUAAAGGGGCUAGGCGGGGUUCCAGCAUGGAGGGGAUUUUUCCGCUCCCCUUGCCUGCUGACCAUCAGGGACAGCAGCGCGAGUUGAAUCGUACCUGGGAGGAGGGGGAGGUGGUAGAAGGCCUCAUCAGACGGCAGGUGUGUGGGAUUAUGCCGCUCUCAGAAGCAUUCUGUGUAGAGGGGCAGCCCAUUUUGGGUGGACUCUUUGGGGGGGAGACCUCAGUACUCUACCAGUACUGUCACAAAUGGUCCAAUUGGAGGUACAUCCCUCAGAAGGAUUACAUUUUGUAUAGCAAAGUUUUGCCAAUGGGUUUUGUCAAUAGCGUUUCAGUGGCGCAACAUCUUCACCGCCAAAUAAUUGCCCUGGCUUUCAAAGAUACCCUGAAUUUCGGACAUGAAAUUCGCAGGGAUCGGGAGUUCCCCAGCAGCUCAGUAUGGUUUAGAACUUAUUUGGACAACUUCGACUUACUGUCAAAGCAGUCUCAAGCGAUUCUGGAAACUGAUCAUGGGUCCCUAAUGGGCAAACUUCGUGAUACCUACAAUGAGCUGGGAAUCCCGAGAAAUGAGAAAAAGGCUGUUGAAGCAGCCCGCUCUGCAGAAAUGCAAGGAGCUUGGAUUGAUGGAGAAAAGGGAAUUUGUAGCCCCAAAGGAGACAAGGUAGGAAAAUACCUUACAGCCCUUGUUCAUGUACUCAAUACACGAAAAGUCUCACAAAGGCAGAUGCAGAUGUUAGCAGGGGGACUCGUUUAUCUUUUCUCUUUUCGCAGACCCCUGAUGGCAAACCUUAAUGAUGUCUGGGGUUUCAUCACGGGGUUUCACAACGACCGGCAGUACAAGCCGCUGCCGCUGCCAGUAGCUCAGGAGUUGUGGGCCUCCUUUUUCCUCUCGGUGUUCUCCUACAUGGACUUCCGCUUACCCACGGACCCCAUUGUCACGGCUUCAGAUGCCUCCGAAACAGGCGGGGGUUUGGUUGCUUCAACGGGGUUAACAGAAUGGGGGUCACGGGUUGCAGAAGGCACCGUCAGAGGAGAAGAAAUAGAAAGUUUUCAGAAUCAAGGUUUGCUGGUCAUAUCAGCAUUUGACGGAAUUGGCUCCUUGCGCAUCGCAUUGGAUACCCUCAAGGGGGCUGACGUGCUUUUAAGUAAUCCAACCGAGGGCCUGCCGCAAUACCAUCGGCUCAGGAACUCGUUGAGCCCAAAGCUGUGGCAUUGGAAAGUUGUGACGGGCUGGACCUGGAAGGCCAAUGGAGGCACGGUGGGCGAGCACAUCAAUCGCCUUGAGAUGCGGGCGAUUGACACUAGCCUUAG